Prunus mume (Japanese apricot) is the source of this 1016-nucleotide messenger RNA. RefSeq lists its product as uncharacterized. Gene Ontology annotation, molecular function: calcium ion binding. The record is from RefSeq and is a predicted model, not a curated record. Lineage: Eukaryota; Viridiplantae; Streptophyta; Magnoliopsida; Rosales; Rosaceae.
UUGGAAGAGAAAAGCAUCCAGCUUUCUUUCUACAACAUCACUCUCGGUCUCAGAUAGAAAAUGGAGAACUCGACGGUUCUGAGAGAGUGGUUCGCCCGAGUUGACUCGGCCAAUACGGGAAGCAUCACUGCACCGCAGCUCAAGAAUGCUCUUGCUGUUGGAAACCUCGACUUCCCUAUCUCGGUUGUUCAGCAAAUGAUCAGGAUGUAUGAUUUUGACCGGAAUGGGACGAUGAGCUUUGAAGAGUUUGUGGCGCUCAACAAGUUCCUUCUCAAGGUUCAACAAGCCUUCUCAGACCGAGAGAGGGGUCGUGGCUAUAUUGUUCCUGAUGAUGUGCAUGAGGCAUUGGUAAAAAUUGGUUUCUCGCUGGACUCUCCCGCUUUCUACACAGUCUGUGAGAGCUUUGAUCAAAAGAAGAAAGGAAUGUUCCGACUAGAUGACUUCAUAUCUCUUUGUAUAUUUUUGCAGUCUGCUCGUAAUCUGUUUAAUUCAUUUGACACAGCUAAGCAAGGCAGAGUGACUUUGGAUCUCAACCAGUUUGUCUUUUGCACUGCCAAUUGCAGAAUAUGAAAUGCGGCAAUGACCAUGGGAUACUUGGAAUUCAAUUCUUCUGUAAAUCUAUAUUACCUAGUGUCUGUGUGUGUGUUUUCUUUUAAAUUUACGGUCCGCAGAAUAUAGAUUUGCUUCUCAACAUGUAUCCCAUCAAUUUCCUUAUCGAUGUAGUUUUAAUUUGCAAUAUUGUUCAUUUGGAAAAGCUUACUGAUUAAAAAAGGGAGUUACUAUUUAUUUUUUCACUUGUUAUAUAUCAUACAUGUGAAAGUGAGAGUAGCAGAAAGUGUUGGUCUGCUAUCUAACUUACAAUGUUGCUCUCUAUACUUUCUUUCAGUGUUGUGUUUCUUCUUUCCAGCCUCGGCUUUUGAGCGCUUCCUUUGUUUUUUCACACUUAAGCUUGGAAAGGCACUUCUUGUAAGACGAAUGUGAUAUAUAUAUAUAGCUCCAAACAACAUUAUUUCCAA